UUCUGUGGACAGAGAGAGAGAGAGAGAGUAGGAAACUUUCGUCAGCAUUUUUCAAGAGAGAGAAAGAGAGAAAUCUAUUGAGGGGUGAGAAUCGGUGAGAGAGAAAAGUGGGGAGAGGAGGGAGAACAAAAAGGGCAAAAUGGUUUGGGGUUGAAUUUGGGGAAGAGAAUGUAUAGCGGCUAGGGAAUUUGAUUUUUUGAUUCAAAAAGGAUAGAGAGAGAGAGACUUCUCUUCCUCUCUUUCUUUGAUUCAUCUUUCAUUUUCCUUCUCUCUCCAAAAGAGUACAUUAAUUAAUUACAUCUGGGUAACAGAAAACACAAAAGGGUUAAAGAAUUAUGAGUGAAAAUAAGAACCAGAACUGGGGUAACCCUCCCUCCAAAGGUACCAUUGAUCUUCCCAAAUCCAGGAGGCUCUAUCAAGUUUGGAAGGGACGUAAUAAAUUUCUGUGUGGUGGGAGGUUGAUAUUUGGUCCUGAUGCGGCUUCACUGUUUUUAUCGACAUUCCUAAUAGGGGGGCCGGCAAUAACUUUCUGCAUAAAAAUGCUUUUGAAGAUUACAGAAACUGAACCUUUGUAUGGACAUACUAUACUGAUACUGGGAUGUGUCCUCACGGUUUUGGAUUUGACUUUCCUUUUCCUGACAUCUGGAAGAAAUCCUGGAAUAGUAAUGAGAAACUCACGGCCGCCUGAAAUCGAUGAAGCCUCGAUUUCCAAUACCCCAUCUAUGGAAUGGGUUCACAGUGCGACUCUCAAUUUGAAGCUACCCAGAACAAAGGAUUUGAUUGUCAAUGGCCACACAAUUAAAGUCAAGUAUUGUGACACUUGUUUGUUGUAUCGUCCGCCACGUGCUUCUCACUGCUCCAUUUGCAACAACUGCGUAGAGAGGUUUGAUCACCAUUGUCCCUGGGUGGGUCAGUGUAUUGGAAUACGCAAUUAUCGAUUCUUCAUCUUGUUUAUAUCAACCUCAACCUUGCUGUGCAUUUAUGUUUUCACGUUCUCAUUGUUGAAUCUUCUACAACAGAAGAACCACUUAUGGCACAUUAUGUCUCAAGAUAUUGUAUCAGUUGCUCUAAUUGUAUAUUGCUUCAUAGCGGUCUGGUUCGUCGGAGGGCUCACUGUUUUCCAUUUUUAUCUUAUGUGCACAAACCAGACGACUUAUGAGAACUUUCGGUACCGCUAUGACAAAAAAGAAAACCCUUAUAAUGAUGGGAUAAUGAAGAACCUUAAAGAGAUCUUAUUCUCUAAAACUGCUCCUUCGACAAUCAAUUUCAGAGAGUGGGUGGUGGAAGAUGAUGAUCCAAUCAUAGAAUCCAUAAACCAAAAAUUUGGAAGAGGUAUGAGAGGCUCAAAAGAGAACGUCGACUUAGAAAUGGGAGGUAUGCUUAGCAAGGAUGGUGGUAUUCCACUUCCAAAUAUUUUACGAAAUUUGGAUUAUGGUGGGAUCGAUGAUGAUUUGAAGAAGAAGAAGGAGGGAGACGAAAAUAUGCUCGAUCCAUUCUUCUUUCCUACCAAACAAGAACAAAGCGACUCAGACUGUACAUUCAGUAACAACGGCCAUAGCACAACUGCAAAUGACAAAACAAAUUGAUGGUAGCUCCCAUUGAAGUUAAUCAGUGAUUCUUGACUGGUGAAGAUGUUUGCCACUCUCCUUGCCAAUUUCUACACUGCAGGUCAGGUGAUUAUGUGAAACACUUACUACAAUCAGUUUGGGCUUCAACAAAGGUUAAUCAAUAGUUGUCUAUCGGAAUUGUUUGGCUACAAUGUAUUUGUAAGAUAACAUUUUUUCAAGCAAGUGAUAAGAUGUGAUGGUUUCUGUACCGUGCUAUGAACUUUGCGGGGGUUUUUUUUUUUUGGGUAGUUAAGCACAAAUUGACCAAAACUUUCAAAGGUAUGCAGUGGGUGUACUCAAGAGCCAUAACCAAAAAAAGUUUAUUGGGCGGACUUGAACGUACACGACAGCGGACCCAAGCCUUGAUAAUAUUAUUACCCACCACUAUGCCGGGAAUUUUUAAUCGUGGAAGGGCCUGCCCAAAUAAGCACGUUGAGGGCUUGUUUGGUAAUACUACUAUUUAUUCAACUCUUGUACAUAUGUUGUUAUCUGUUGAAAAAUGCAAAUGAAAAGUACUGUAGUUUUGAGGAAA
Molecule: messenger RNA, 2139 nt
Organism: Rhododendron vialii
Lineage: Eukaryota; Viridiplantae; Streptophyta; Magnoliopsida; Ericales; Ericaceae
Product: probable protein S-acyltransferase 1
Exons: 6
Coding region: 336-1586 (416 amino acids)
Biological process (GO): peptidyl-L-cysteine S-palmitoylation; protein targeting to membrane
Cellular component (GO): endoplasmic reticulum; Golgi apparatus
Molecular function (GO): protein-cysteine S-palmitoyltransferase activity
Source: RefSeq, a predicted model, not a curated record